This is a messenger RNA of Saccostrea echinata, 3660 nucleotides long. RefSeq names its product D-glucuronyl C5-epimerase B-like. Gene Ontology annotation, biological process: heparan sulfate proteoglycan biosynthetic process. The transcript has 7 exons. The record is from RefSeq and is a predicted model, not a curated record. Gene Ontology annotation, molecular function: heparosan-N-sulfate-glucuronate 5-epimerase activity. Lineage: Eukaryota; Metazoa; Mollusca; Bivalvia; Ostreida; Ostreidae. Bases 160 to 1944 code for a protein of 594 amino acids. Gene Ontology annotation, cellular component: Golgi apparatus.
UUUGCCACAGAAGUGGAUGAAGGGAAAAACCUGACCAUUUCUCUAAAGAGAAUAGGUAGAUUUAUGAGGCUGAGAAGAUAACAAUCUGCCUCCCUUUGCUCUAGGUAGCUACAGGUGUGUUUCACUUUGAUGUCACGACCCUAAGGUGUUAGAAUAAACAUGCCCCGAGCCAAUCUUAAGCUUCUGAUAGCAUGUGCGGGCAUCUUCACUCUCCUUCUGACAGUCUACAACACUGGAAAAUGUGAUCUUUCCAGGAGUGACAACAACUAUAAUAGGGAUGAGAAAUUGCCUCAUCUUGACAGUGAGUUUGAUGGCUCAGUGGGUUUUCAGCCUAGAGCAGCGCAAUCUUACACACAUGCCAAGAGAACAAAUAAACUGAACUAUGAAGAGAUAGAGUGUGUCAUUAAUGGAGAUUACUCUGUGAAAGGAAGAAAGGAUGGAAAUGAAGUUUACAUGCCAUUUUCAUUCAUCCAAAAAUAUUUUGAGGUGUAUGGCUCCCUGGAGACAUCAGAUGGAUACGAGAGGUUUUCAUUCCAUCACAGUUACCAGGAUGAUUUCCCGUCUGGUCCUCAACCAAAGUACUCUCCCAGUGGCAUCUUCAUGUCAUUUGAUCUCUACAAUGUGGAAGACAGGAAUAGGGUGAAAUGUGUUUGUGGCAUUGAAGGUGUUCCAAUUUCAACACAGUGGGAUCCCAAAGGGCACUACUACCCAAUACAGAUAGCCCAGUUUGGACUGAGUCACUACAGUAAACAACUGAACCAGCCAAAAAACAAGGUGAAGGUUCUGGAGGAUGGGGAGCAGACAGAUAUAUCUGACUGGCUACUUCCAGAUUCAAACUCUGAGAUUCGCAGCAGACUGGAUGAACGCACAUCAAUUGAUAAUGCAGUAGUUGAAUUCAAGACUUCUCCUGACUUGAAAAAUCCAGGUAUUGCUAUAUCAACAAAUGAGAGGAAGUUGUCAACACUUUCUAUGGACCUCAAAUUCAUAAAUGAUGGCAGUGUAACUGUUAUAAUUAAAAUGGGAGAUGGAAACUUGUUCCGAAUCCACUAUGUGCUUAGUGACACUGUAAUGAAAUUAGAAGGCAGUCGUGAUCUUUAUUAUGGACUUGGAGCCUCCAGAAAAGGAAAGUGGUUUCACUUAACUAGAUUAUUAUUAACAGAUUUCCAAAAGGGAUUGAAUUUACAGUAUUCGAAAACCCGUGCCUCCAGAAUGAAAAAUGCAGCUCGUAUUUCUGCCAUUUGUGUCCGUGGGCAUGGAGUAAUGGACAAUGUCACAGUCUCUGCUCAUGCCCACAUGGACCUAUUUUAUGAUGCUGCAAACUACCUGGUGCGGCAUCAAGAUACGCAAGGAGGUUGGCCUGUGAUGGUGCAUCGUAAAUUAAUUCCAGAGGUCAUGGAAUUAGAGCCAGGAUGGUAUUCUGCCAUGGGUCAAGGCCAGGCCAUUUCUCUUCUUGUACGUGCCUAUAUUGUCUCAAAAGACUACAAAUAUAUAGAGACUGCAGGCAAAGCCCUUAAUAUUUUUGACAUUCCAAGCUCCAAAGGAGGAGUGACUUCCAAGUAUCUCAAUGUGUAUGACUGGUAUGAGGAAUACCCCACAACACCUAGUAGUUUUGUGCUAAAUGGAUUUAUGUAUUCUCUCAUAGGUCUCUAUGACCUUAAAGAAAUAGCUAAUGGAAGAAUUAGUGAAAAAGCUGAACAAUUAUUUAACAAUGGAAUGAGGACUUUAAAAACAAUGCUUCUUAUGUUUGACAGUGGUACAGGGACGUUUUAUGACCUUCGACAUAUCACAGCGGGCUUGGCCCCUAACCGAGCUCGAUGGGACUAUCAUAAAGUUCAUAUAAAUCAGAUUGAACUUUUGAGUGAAGUAGACAGCGAUCCGUUAUUUUCCAGUACUAUAGAGCGUUGGAAAGGCUACAUGAAAGGAAAGCUUUCACCCCACAACUAGAAACUGCAAUAACAAAGUUUUAUAAAAUUAUUUCUUUUAGUUAAUGUGAUAUAUUUUUUUUAAUUAAAGAAAUGCAGUAUUGUUGUUAAACAGAUGUGAAUAUCUCCUAGCACUGUAUAAUGAUACUGUGUUUUUUUCUUAUCAUUCCAAUCUUUGUUUUAGGGCUAUAACUUAUUUUAUAUUCCAUAUUGUCCCAUUGGUGCUGUAUAAAUUUAAUUUUAGCAAGUUACAGAACAGAAUUAAGUUUUAGUGUGUGCCUAAGUAUUUUUUUUACAUGAAUUUAAUUUUCUACAUGACACAAAAUUCAAAUCCUCAAAGGAGUAAUGUACAUAUAAUGUACAUAUUGCACAUUCAAACAAAAAGAUAUCCUACAUUGAAAAUAUCAACACAAGCUAUCAGCUGAAUUAUUAAUAGUUCUACCGCAGGAAAUUUUUUUUGCAAGAUGUAUACUGUAGACUGAAAAGGCUUCCCACACUGGUAUAAUAUCUAAUUAGAUGUAAAGGUUUUUGUUUACAGAUUUUAUAUCAUUUUAUUUACCAUGUUUACAUUUGUGAAACAUUUAAAACUGUAGUCUUGCUAUAUUUUAUAAUUAUUUUAUUCACUUGUAUCACUAUUACAUUACACACUUCUACCUGGUUGUAUCAAAUACAUACAUGUAUAACAUUUACAAAACAUUUUACAGUUUAUGGUUACUUAUAUUUAGCCUACUUUUUAUUCUUGGAAUAAAUCCUAAUAACUUAGUAUGUGUAUGUACAUGUAUCAUUUUUAGGGGACUAUGCAAUUUGAUCAUUCAGUAGAUCUUGGAGACAAAUAUAGACUUGGACGAUUUCUUCAAGAAGAGUUAUUUUUACUGAAUUUUUGAAGAUAUGAUUAUGUUAGCAAUGAAGUUUAUUAAUUUUUUUUGUAGAUGUAUUCCAGAAACUUUAUUUACUGAUUUUGCUCAAAUGAUUUCUCAUUUAUUGGGUGUUCGAUCUGAUCAUUUUGCUUAUCUUCAUAACAAUAGUCAGGGCUUACUGUCUUUGGAGAGUUCAUGUGUAUUGUAACAGAGUACAUAUGUAUUGAAACAAGGGACAUCAGUUAUAUAGUUAUCUUCAUCCAAAAAGAGUAUUUUUAAAAGAGAAAAUACCCAUAUUUGUAUAAUGUGAAGGAAUAAAUGAUCUCCAUUUAAUUUUUUUGACACAGACAUGCAACAGGCACCAAUCUCUUGACCAUGGUGACCAACAGUACAUAUAGAGUAUAUAUAAAAUUUUAAGGAAAUAUUACCAUUGGUCAGCAAAAUCAGGUUAGCUUGAUGCCUGUGUAGAUACACAUGUGAACAUUUUAUAUUUCUAUCAGUCUGGGGUAUAUUUCAAUGGUGCUUCUGUGUGUCAUAUAUGAUUUAAGUUUAACAUGAUGAAAUCAUGUUUGUGGGAGUUAUGUUCACAUUCCAUAAACUGACUGACUUGUAUAUUAUCUUGUAUACUGUAUUCUUGAAUAUCAAAAGAUUUUCUUAUAUUUUUGUAAUGUGUGAGUAUGAAAGAUGGGAGUUUUUUGUUGAAACAAGGGACACUGAUCCCGCAUCAUCAAGAGUGUCCAAUAUGAAAGUGUAAAUGUACAUGAAUGAAAUUCAUGAAGAAAAUAUAACUGCAUUUGUUAUUUCAUCACAAUACUCUGUUGUCACUAUAACCUGUCCUCAUAUAAAAUGAAGGCAGGCAAGUAAAAAUUUAAAAACAUUUA